Effrenium voratum is the source of this 1830-nucleotide messenger RNA. Lineage: Eukaryota; Dinophyceae; Suessiales; Symbiodiniaceae. The record is from the annotation of a GenBank genome assembly.
AUGAUUUAUGUUGGUGGAGAUUUGGGAAAACGAUUUGCCAGAGGCUCCUCCGUGCUGGCCGUGAUUCUUAUUUUGACGAUGACGACUGUUGCUAUCAUAGACUUUGAGGCCUCAAACUUCGAGCCUUUCAUCCCACCAGACAUGGGGAUUGCCGGCGUGCUGGCAGGAUCCGUGACGACCUUCUUUGGCUUCAUUGGCUUUGAUGAAGUGUGCUGCAUGGCGGGGGAGGCCACAAAUCCGCGAAAGACUGUGCCACGCGCUUUGAUCGGCACGCUCCUGUGUGCGACAGUUCUUCCAUUGGCAGCUUCGUUGGCGCUUGUUGGCUUCACACCAUACACCAGCAUUGAUCCCAGCUCGGGCUUUGCAGUGGCCUUUCGUGACAGGGGGUGGACUGCGUUGGCUUAUGCUGUACAACUUGGACAGCUGGUGGUGCUCUUCGUUGUCACUUACAUGUGCUUCUUGGCUCAGCCACGGGUCUUCUUUGCACUUGCCAGAGAUGGCCUUUUGCCUUGCAGGUUUGCAGAGUUGAAUGAAGCCGGCGAGCCGUGGUUUGCGACAUUGAUGACCGGAGUACUCGUCGUGGCCUGCGGAGCAUUGCUUCCAUUUAGCACUUUGGCCAAUGCCAUCUCUGGAGGCGUUUGUGUGAACUUCAACUUGGUCAACUGCUGUAUGGUGGUGCUCCGAGGAGGCGGUCAGAGCUGCCGACUGGGCGGAAGCCUCUUUGGGUUCAACGGCUUUUGCCUCCUCACGGCUCUCUUGCUACGGCAAGUCUUGGGUGAAGACGUUGAAGGCAUGGCUCAUGUGUGGGCGCUUGCUGCUGCAUCAGUGGCUGCGCUGGCCACCAUUCUUUGCUUCGUUGCGAUCACCGCUUAUUUGAGAGACCAAGCCGCUAGUGACAACGAGGCAGACUGUGGCAAAUUGGCAGUAGCCGUGGCACUUGGCCUUGCACAAGGUUUUGAACUGAAGCGUGAGUUUGUCGAGAUCCCGGAGAGCAUUGUGAGCCGACGGUACCAGAUGUGCCGAGAGUCGGACCUCAGCUGCGCUCGUUCAUGCAACAUGUUCAAGAAGGCAGCUGCAGUGGCCUUCAAGGGUGAGACAAGGAUACGGGGCAAAGAGGGCAAGCGCUUGCAAGAGGCAGUCGCAGCCGCGCAUGGCGAAGAUCUAGCAUCAGUCCUUCUUCCCAACAAGGCUGAUGUCAUUGUCCGCAAGGCAGGAGGAGGGAGCAACCUCCAGUUUAUAUUCAUCAAUUCGGAGUGCCUUUUUGUCCAGCUAGAUGGCAAGGCCGAUAUGGGCGUGGGAGAGCUCAUGCCGACUCUUUUGGCUUUGUGGAAGGUAGGAGCGGAAGCUAUGUUGCCCUCUGUGGUGAUACAGAGGCCAGUGGCAAAAUUUAUCUUUGGCGGGGCCAAUGUAAUGGCACCUGGCAUCCACUCCGUCUUGCCUUGCAAAGGUGAAGUGGCAAGAGAGGGCCGCCUUGUCGCAGUGCGCGCUGAAGGCAAUCCAGGGGCUGCUGCAGUAGGAAGACUUCGAAUGCCAGCAGCCUCUUUGCCGGGACCGAAGGGUGAAGCAGUGGAGGUCCUGCACUACUUUGGCGAUGCCUUUUGGGAGGCCAUGGGCAGCCCGCGGCCUGCUGGAUUCGUAGGCGAUCAAAUCCAUUCAACGUCCGACACGGCAGAUGCUAUUUCGGCACAGCCGGACGAAGCCGAAACAGCUGCGGCUGCAGAGGCUGAGGCCCCUGGUGAAGAUCAGAGCAAAGCGACCGAAAGCGCCAUGGUCAAGGAUUUAGAAGAGUGCCUAUUGCAGGUCCAGUGUGUGUGUAUGAAUUGUGGCUAG